This is a messenger RNA of Argentina anserina (silverweed cinquefoil), 982 nucleotides long. RefSeq lists its product as uncharacterized. The transcript is spliced from 2 exons. The record is from RefSeq and is a predicted model, not a curated record. NCBI's taxonomy places the organism in Eukaryota, Viridiplantae, Streptophyta, Magnoliopsida, Rosales, Rosaceae.
AUGGAAGCUUGUUUCCUUGCCUCAAACUCCUUCACCAAAACCUUGGAGUCUGCUACUUUCCCCAAGAGAAAUUCUACUCAAUUUCAAAGCAAAAAAGUUGGCAUUUCAUCUUCGAUGGCAUGUUUCCGAAUGGAGUCAUCUUCACCGUCCGGUGAUGACCACAAACCUUCCAACGACACCGAUUGACGAUCAUUUAGAGCAAAACUAGUAGCUGCAGAGAAAGUAGCACUCCCCAAAUUGCCUACUUCCUCAGUUGCUGAUCUAGAUACAGUGGUGGAUCAACCACAGUCCAUCACUGUUGGUGACAGGUGGGCCGACACUAUCAACGAGCCCGAAAGAGGCUGCCUACUCCUGGCCACCGAAAAGCUCGACGGGGUCCAUAUUUUCGAACGGACAGUUAUCUUGGUUAUGUCCACUGGGCCUUUGGGCCCGUCCGGCAUUAUACUGAACCGACCCUCACUAAUGUCGAUCAAGGAGACAAGAUCGACGGCGUUAGAUGUUGCCGGGACAUUCUCUGAUAGGCCGCUGUUCUUUGGUGGGCCUUUGGAGGAAGGGUUGUUCUUGGUUAGGCCCAAGAAGGGUGGUGAUAGAGUUGGGAAAAGUGGUGUUUUUGAUGAGGUGAUGAAGGGAUUGUAUUAUGGCACAAAGGAAAGUGUGGGUUGUGCAGCUGAAAUGGUGGAGAGGAAUAUGGUAGGGCUUGGGGACUUUAGGUUCUUUGAUGGAUAUUGUGGGUGGGAAAAGGAGCAAUUGAAGCAUGAGAUAAGUGCUGGGUAUUGGACUGUGGCAGCUUGUAGCCCAAGUGUAAUUGACUUUACUCAUGUGGGAAGUGAUGGGCUUUGGGAGAAGGUUCUUGGGAUUAUGGGCCGUAGAAAGGUCCGCUGAAAUCGUUAAUCGUUAUCUAAUGUAACUUAUGUUAAUCGGUUAAACUGUAUGUACACGUACAAAUUCCAUUCUUCUCAUUUGUGAAAGGUUUGUCUUAAAA